This is a messenger RNA of Adineta steineri, 1092 nucleotides long. Lineage: Eukaryota; Metazoa; Rotifera; Eurotatoria; Adinetida; Adinetidae. The record is from the annotation of a GenBank genome assembly.
AUGCUUCGUCCACCAUCAGCAAGUCGUUCGACUGGUUUACGACCACCUGCGCCAAGUGGUCUUCGACCACCUAUGCCUUCAUCUCAACAACAACAUCAAAUCCGACGAGUGGUACCUCAACCAUCACCAGCUUCAUAUCAACAAGCAAAAACAGCUCAUCGUCAAACAAGUCGUCCAACUAUAAAUUCAGCAACACGUGAUCAACCUGUUCAAUCACGACCUUCAAUUUUUCCACGUAAUCAAGCUCAUACACCAAUGCCAUCAGCUGCUCGUCGGACAUCAACUGGUGUUAGUCGUCAAUCAAAUGUUCAUAAACAACAUGAACAAUAUGCAUGCGAUCGUCUUGGUUAUGAUUAUCGGUAUCUAAUGGAUGAAAAACGACGAAUUGGUUAUACAGGACCUGGGCUCAUUGUUCCUGAACGAUCUGAAGUAGAUGAAUUACUUUUAAAAAAUAUCGAUGUUCCAUUUGGUAUUUGGUUAUAUAAAUAUGUUCGACUUUAUCCGGGUGAACCCUUAGCUGAAAAUUUAAAUGAACGUCAAUUUGUUCCUGAAAGAUUAGAUCAAAAUGAAGUCGUUAAUGUUGUUCGACCUACAAAUCGUACUCAACGACAAACAACACGUAUUCUCGAUUUAUUUGGUGACAAAAGUAAUACGAUAGAACCACCUACAAAUGAAAUCAUUACAAAAUCUCAAAUGCCGCCACCACAUCCACCCUCAUUUCCUCCGCAAUCAAAUGAAUUUCGCUUUGCACGUUCAACAACAGUCUUAGCAAUAAAUGAUGAAGUUAAUCGAUCACCACGUCGUUUACCACAUCAUAAUAGUAGUAAUAAUAAUAAUUUACAAUUACCAGCAGCAAUUUUAAAGCGAUCACAAACACAAAUCAUUGAUGCAAAAUUAGAUAAUGAUUCAUUUGAUCGUGAUGCACAAAUAAGAGUACGAGAAUUAAAAUGUUCAGCUAUUGGACAAGAAUUUAUGGAACAAUUAGAACGUCUUCGUUUAAUUGAUGAUCCUGAUUUAUUUUCAAUUAAAAUAUCGAUGUUUGAUGCGGCUAUACAAAGAAUUGAGAAAAUUAUUAGUAUGCUUCAUAUUUGA